This is a messenger RNA of Striga hermonthica, 5970 nucleotides long. NCBI's taxonomy places the organism in Eukaryota, Viridiplantae, Streptophyta, Magnoliopsida, Lamiales, Orobanchaceae. The record is from the annotation of a GenBank genome assembly.
AUGCCGGCAACCGAAGCAAAAAACGCCGCCGAGAAAUCUUCCGCCGCUGCAAAAACCGCCGACGCCGGACUCUGGUGGGACCCAUUCAGUGCCUUUCUCUCCGAGCUUGAGAGUGCCUCCGUUUCAUCAGAAAUUCCUCCGGACCUGGAGAAUAAGGUAAGAGACAAUCAAGCAUGGUUUCUGGAUACCACUUCGAAGUUCAGGCCGCCGAGUCAGAAAUCAAAGGAAGCCUUGGAUUCGCCGUCUAUCAAGAUUGGUCCGCACGAGUUUAAUGUGCAUCCUGAACUGAAACAAGCUGCUCUCAAGAUUAGCUCAGUAUUGUGUUUAGAUGAAGUGCAAUCAUAUAUCCUUGUUAAAAGAUCACAGGAGCACAAUAAUGCAGCAGUCAGUGAUAUACUUCCAAAUAUUCUUAAUUCGGUUAUUCUCGAGUACUACAUUGAACGGCAAUGUUUGUUGAAGUGUACACGGCAUAUACUUCUGCAUGCCUUGCAAUUUGAAUCGAAAUCGGAUAAAGGUUCGGCUGUAUUGGAAGAGGCACGAAGGUUGAUUUCUGAUGGGCUUGAAUGUAAAUUGUUAUCUAUCUUCCAGGAUCUUUUAUCUUCCAAUUACCCUGAGAAUAUGGAUUUUGACCUAUACACUUUAUGGGCUGAGGAAACACUAAUAGAGGACAACCUAAUCCUUGACAUUCUUUUUCUCAUUUAUUAUGAGUCAUUUUGUACUUGUGACGCCAAAUGCUGGAAAAAAUUGUGUGGACUGUAUAAGGGCAUUGUCACUGGGUCUUACAACCUCCAGAAAUUGGCAAUAACACCUGAUGCUAUUCGUUCUAUAUAUCAUGCCAAAGUGCAGCUGCUGCUUAUUCUCAUAGAGGGUCUAAAUCUUGAAAAUCUCCUUCAAAUGAUCCACGACAACAUUCCAUUAAGGCAGGGUUCUAUUGGCUUUUCGGAGAUGGAUGUUCAACAACUGGAUUCAGUGAUUUCGGGUUUUAAUGCUUUUGAGGCCAAAGAAGAAGGCCCUUUGAUCCUUUCUUGGGCUGUGUUUCUAUGUCUCAUUUCUGCUCUCCCAGAGAAAGAGAAAAAUGUUUUGCUGAUGGAGAUAGAUCAUGUUGGUUAUGUUCGUCAAGCUUUUGAAGCUUCAUCAUUGGAAUAUUUUCUUGAGAUUCUACAAAGUGACACAUUAAAGUAUUCAGAUGGUCCUGUGGCAGGCUAUUGUAGUGUUUUGAGAACAUUCAUAUCGGCCUUUAUUGCAUCUUACGAGAUCAGUCUCCAGUUCGAGGAUGAUAAUUUGAAAUUAAUACUGGAAAUACUGUGCAAGAUCUAUCGAGGCGAGGAGUCUCUUUGUAUUCAAUUUUGGGAUAAGGACAGUUUCAUUGAUGGUCCUGUCAGGUGUCUUCUCUGCAACCUAGAAGGUGAAUUCCCUUUCAGGAAUGUUGAGCUUGUAAGAUUGUUGUCAGCCCUUUGCGAAGGCGCGUGGCCAUCAGAAUGCGUAUUUAAUUUUCUUGAUAAGUCUGUUGGGCUAUCAACACCUGUUGGGCUUAGAGGAGAUGCUGUUCUAGAUGCUAGUUCAAAGAUUGUCGAAACAAAUUCACCAUUGCAUGUUGCUGAUGCUGAAGGCUUGGUCAUACCUAGCAAAUCUAAGGGUCAAGUUUUGAGAAUGAUUGAUGAAAACUGUGCCCUGGUACGGUGGGAGUACACAGAGUCUGGGGUGCUUGUGCUGCUUAUGCGUUUGGCUCAAGAGCUUCGUAUGCAAAAUUCUCAGGAUCUCAUUGUUAUUCUUGAUUUGCUGAGUCGAUUGGUGACUUUUAAUAUGGCUGUUUGUUAUUCUCUUAUGAAUCCCUGGAAUUCCCUUCACAAAGAAUCUACUUUCGGGAGCCAGGAGACAUAUGCAUGCAUUGAUGUGGUUGAGAUUGUUUGUGCUCUGGUGAAAAGCCUUUCCCCCAGCGUGAAUGGUGCAGUAAUGAUGUCCAUGGGGGUUAAUAUAUUAACAAAAAUGUUGCAAUGCAUGCCAUCUCGGGUAGCUACAAUGGCCGUGAAGGGAAACAUAUUUGAUGUUGCCUUUAGGACAAACCCUUCUGAUGUGGGCUCCAACAGUUUAUCAAGUGGAUCCUGGUUGCUUUCUGGAAGACUUGCCAAAAUGCUUUUGAUUGAUUGUGAGCAGAGUGAUUGCUCAAUGACUGUGGCAGGCAUGUAUUUGAUUUAUGUAGCUACUUUCUUUCUGGACUUAACAACGAAUCUUCUGGAUACUGAAUCAGAAACUGAUAGUGUCCUUGCACUCGUUGUUUUCUCCCUUCAGUAUGUUCUUGUUAAUCAUGAAUUCUGGAAAUACAAGGUGAAGCAUGCUCGGUGGAAGGUGACCCUUAAGGUGCUUGAAGUCAUGAAGAAAUGUAUUUCUCUGGCCAGUUGUCAAAAACUGGGAGAAGUUGUUACUGAUAUUAUGCUUUGUGAUUCUUCCGUCCACUCUUCACUUCUUCGAAUUGUUUGUACAACUACAGCGAACUUAGAGAAGCUCUAUGUUUCUCGUCUUCUAGACAUAGUGGAUAUUGAAGGUCUGCAACUAGCUAUAUCCUGUGGCUUGGAUGUCUUAGCUGGUAUGAUGUCUGCUUUCUCGAAGGAUUCACCAAGUCUUUCAGUUUUUCAUCAAGCAAUUCUAUCACCAAUGAUAAAGCCAGUACCAUUGAUCUCUGCUGCCACGUCUUUAAUAUCAUACUCUCGAGACGCUAAUAUACAAGUAGGUGCUGCAAGGUUGCUAUCGCUGUUAUUUAUUGCAGAUUUAUCGCAAUCUAAUGCGAGUCUCAGUUUGGAUGAGAAGGAGAUUGCCAAUUUUAGAAAUGCUGUUUGUACCAUUCUAUCUAAGCAGACGCCUUGGGCCGAGGAUAUUAUUGUUUCUACUUUGAACCUCCUAACUUCUGCGGCACAGAAUCAGCCUGCUUUUAUAACUGUUCUCUUCUCGUCUGAAGAGAGUUUGAAAGCUGAAGUGCGUAAUGAUGACUCUGAGCAUCAGCCAAAACAAAAUGAGAAUGGAUCGGUAGAUUCUAAGGAAGAAAGCUGUUUGUCUGCAAUUAUUCAGUAUCUUAAAAGGACCGAUGAUUUAUUCGAGAGGAAACCCAAUAUAUUGUUAUGCUUAUUGAACUUGCUGAGUGCCUUGUGGCAAGGUGCACCUCAGUUCACAAAAAUUCUGGAGCAGUUAAAAUCCUCGGACCAAUUCUGGAAACAACUGACCAACCCCGUUGUGAUGUUUUCUAACGAUCAAGACAAUUUAUCUGAUAAGUCAACCGAAAAGAAAAUUCAAAACACAGCAUAUAGAUAUCAAGUCCUGUCAGCUGUAUUGGAUAUACUUAAUUAUGAAAUUUUCCUGCAAAAGAAAUUGAUGCACGCUGAGAUAGUUGUCAACAGAAUCUCUAAGUCUCCAAUUAAUGGGACAGAAAAAAAGGUUGUUUCAGACCUGAAGGAGAUCAUAUCGACUUGGUGUAAGAGUUCGUUGUUGAGCGACCUUAUCAAGGCAUUUGUUUCUUGGGAACAUGAUAACAACGGUCAUGACCGUGCAAAGAUUGCUGCUAGUUUAUUUGUUGUUCAUGCAAUGGUGAAAUUAAGAAAUGGUGAGAAGGGUAGCUUUUCCGUUUCACUAAUCAAAAGGCUUGAUACUUUGUCCCAAGAGUUGUGCAAGUUACCUGCCUUUUCAGAAUUAUUAACUCAGUAUGGAGAGCGUGGUUACAGUGGUGGUCAAGAGUUGGAGAAUUUAAUACUUAGCGAUUUGUUCUACCACAUCCAAGGAGAGCUUGAAGGCCGUCAAAUUGACUACAGACCAUUUAAAGAGCUGCUGCAGUAUUUGUUAGAUUCCAAGUUUUUGAAUGCUUAUAAAUAUAAACAAGAUACUUAUCUUUCACCGAGCAUCAAGAGCGUCUAUCUGUAUGACACUGUUCGCAUCAGAGCAGACCUUGGAUUAGAGAUGUGGGAUCUGUUAGCGUGGAAAGAAUCUAAAGAAAUAGCUCAAUCUAUGUUGCAUUGCUUGCAAGAUUGGAACUCAAGUAGGAUGUACUCAAAUUCCAAGCUGUCGGCUUUAAGAGGACUAAUUACCCUUUUCAAUAUGCAUGGAGACAACCUAUCAGAAAAUGAAGCUUCAGCUGGUAUGAGGAUGUCGAAGCCAAUAGUUGUAUUAUGCAUUGACCACAUAUGUUCUUCCCUUGGUCCCACACUAGAACUACUGACCCCUGUUUCUGAUGCUAGUGAAGAAGUUCUUCAUAUACUUACAGCCCAAGCAGAAUUACUGCUGUUUCUCACAAAAUCUCUGACCCAUAAUAUUCCCCAUUCCACUCUUAUUCUCAUCUUCAAUACCUCAGGCCAUGCUCUCAAAGUGCUGUGCAGUUAUCACCACACACAAUCACUUGCUGUUCGAACAGCCAUGAAAGUUUUCCUCAUGUUGAUUCUCAUUUCCAUCGAGUUGACAUUCAAGGAUUUCAGUUCCGGCAAAGCAACAUGGAUCGAAACCCUCGAGAAUUCUAGUGAGGUUUCUAAUUCAUGUCUGGGGAUAUUAUUACCUGUCCUGUGUAAAUGCAUCGAGCAUCCUACCAACAAUUGCUCUCUGUCCUUAACCGCCGUCGAUUUAAUUCUGAAAGUCUUCUCAUCAUCUUCCACGUGGACCCCAGUUGUGCAGAAACAUCUACCUCUUCAGCAUAUUGUCCGGAGGCUUCACGAGCGAAAUUCGUCCGGAACAGUUCCGAUUAUUUUGAAAUUUCUCUUGAACCUUGCCCGAGUUCGACACUUUGCCGAGAUGCUUUUAAAUGCUGGGAUCCUUUUGUCGAUAAGAACGCUGCUGUCUGAAUAUUCUGAAAGCGACGGGCCGCCUUUCUCUCUCAUCCGAGGUGAGCGAAUUUUUUUCGCGGACAAAGCUGAAAAGUGUCGACCCUUAUUAUGGGGACUGAGCCUUUCUCUAAUCACAGCAAUUAUUCAAUCUCUGGGGGAUAUAAAUUCCACCGGAAUUGUCGAUCAUGUGAUGACUUACAUAUUGGUCGAGAAUUCGUCCUUGGUUUCAUAUUACCUUAGUGCGCCAGAUUUUCCGAGCGAGGUUCAUGAAAGUAAAAGGGCCCGAGCCUCGAAAUCAAAUAUCUCGUUGAGCGAGCUCAAAGAGACACGAUACACUCUGGCUCUUCUUUGUGUCCUCGCCAGAUAUUCAAAUUCGUGGAGGAAACUCGUGCAGAAUAUCGAAUCUGGGCUGAGAGAAAAAGGGAUCCAUUUAUUGGCCUUCAUAAGCCGGGCAACUCAGCGCCUGGGGGAUUCACCCAGGACAGAUGCUCCUCUGCUGUGCUUCCCCGUGAUAGGGGAAGAAUUCGAUUGGUACAAGGAGAAAUCUUUUGUUAACAGCAGAAAUGGUUGGUUUGCUCUGUCGGCUCUCGGGAGCAAGCUGGAUACUAAAUGUGGGCCCACAUCGUCUGGAUUGGGUUCUGCUCUCGUCUCGAGGGAUCAGUUGAGAAAUGGUGGGGAUUCAUGUGCUCAGACGUAUCUCUCGGACUUGAUUGCAAUCGAGAUGUACAGGAUUGCUUUUCUUCUUUUGAAGUUUUUGUGUGUGCAAGCCGAGAGUGCCUCCAGGAAGGCCGAGGAGGUUGGUUUUGUUGACCACGCGCAUUUCCCUGAGCUGCCAGUGCCUGACAUUUUACAUGGAUUGCAGGAUCAAGGGAUUGCCAUAAUUACCGAAUUAUGUGAAGCCAACAAGACAAAACAGCUUGCACCUGAAGUACAAGAGGUCUGCCUCUUAUUGCUGCAAAUCACAGUCAUGGCCUUGUACUUGGAGUUCUGUGUUAUACAAGUUUGUGGCAUAAGGCCUGUAUUAGGCCAUGUGGAGACAUUCUCCAAGGAGAUUCGGCUGCUUAUCAGAGCAACUGAGGGCCAUGCCUUCCUAAAAGAGCCGUUGAAGGACUUGAAGCAGAUUGUGUAUUUUGUGUAUCCUGAGUUAGUACACCAACAAGAAGAUUUGUUUUGA